AUGCGGAUUAACGGCACAAGGUCAAUAUGUGCAGGUAUUCUAUAUGUGCUGGCGCUUGCCCAACAAGCCUUGGCGAUUGAACUCGUUGCUACCAGUGAAGACUCCAUUAAAAGUGCCGCCAGUACCGCCACCUAUGGGAUGAUGACCUACUAUUCUGGUAACGAUACUGGUGGGAUUCCCGGUGCAUUCCCCAGUAAAUGGUGGGAAGGUUCAGCACUGCUGUUGGCGCUGCUCAACUACUGGCACUUCACGGGGGAUGACACCUACAACGACGAGCUGAGUGUUGCCUUGCAAUGGCAGGGUGGUACGAACGGAGAUUAUAUGCCGUCCAACUAUAGUAGCUUCCUGGGUAACGAUGAUCAAAUGUUCUGGGGCCUUUCAGCCAUGACGGCGGUUGAAUACAAGCUCCCCGAUCGCUCAACCGGAUUCUCCUGGCUUUCGCUUGCCCAGGGUGUCUUCAACACGCAGAAGAGUCGAUGGGACACGACCAUGUGCGGUGGAGGAUUAAGGUGGCAAAUCUACGUCUACGAAGGAACCGGAUACUAUAUGAAGAACGCGGUUUCCAAUGGUGGUUUCUUCCAGCUGGCCGCUCGCCUCUACCGAUACACCGGAAACGAGGAAUAUUACACAUGGGCGAAGAAGACAUGGGAGUGGUCCUGUUCAGUACCACUCGUCAACAACAAAACGUGGACGAUUGACGACUCUACGAACGGACAGGAACAAUGUGCCAAUGGAGACCAGAUCCAGUGGACAUACAAUUAUGGUGUUUACUUUGGCGGUUGCGCCUACCUAUAUGCCAAGACAAACGACGAGUACUGGCUCAACUGUACAACGGGCCUACUAAACACGCUCUUCACCACAUUCUUUACCGAGAAGAACAACUACAUCAUCUCAGACUGGGAGUGCGAAACUCAGGGGAACUGCAACAACAAUGAAGUCCUCUUCAAAGGCCUCGUCACCAGCUGGCUCGCCCAAACCGCCAUGCUAAUCCCUUCCCUGUACGACGAGAUCCUCGCCAAACUCCAAGCCACCGGCCAAGGCGCUGCAAACUCCUGCACAGGCGACAAUAACAGCACAUGCGGUAUCCGAUGGACAACCGGUACCUGGGAUGGAACGUCAGGAAUGGAGCAGGAGAUCAGCGCCAGCAAUACCUUUAGUGUACAGAUGCUACCAUGGAUCAAAGACACCGAAUACGGACCGCCAGUUACCUCGACCACGGGUGGAAAUAGUACCAGUGAUGUGAACGCUGGUGAGAAUGAAAGCGCCGGCAGUAGCGCGUCAACGUCAUCACCGAUUACCACUGGUGAUCGAGCUGGUGCUGGAAUUCUGACGGUCGUUUUUGUUGGAGGCUUGUUGGGUAUGGCCAGCUUCAUGUUUGUUGGUGCAUGA
Messenger RNA from Penicillium odoratum, 1389 nucleotides. Its product is annotated as glycoside hydrolase family 76 protein. The coding region runs from base 1 to 1389 and encodes 462 amino acids. Gene Ontology annotation, molecular function: mannan endo-1,6-alpha-mannosidase activity. The record is from RefSeq and is a predicted model, not a curated record. The transcript has 4 exons. Lineage: Eukaryota; Fungi; Ascomycota; Eurotiomycetes; Eurotiales; Aspergillaceae. Gene Ontology annotation, biological process: carbohydrate catabolic process; fungal-type cell wall biogenesis.